Molecule: messenger RNA, 1930 nt
Organism: Acanthoscelides obtectus
Lineage: Eukaryota; Metazoa; Arthropoda; Insecta; Coleoptera; Chrysomelidae
Source: the annotation of a GenBank genome assembly
AGGAGCACCAUCAGAGAAAUAUUAUCCGCUAAAAGCACCAUCCUGACCGAGAAUGAUAAAAAUCAGUGUUUUAGUAUGCUUAUUACUGUGCAGCUGUUGCUUUGUAAAUAGUAGUGGUCAAGAUCCAGGUUCUCUGCUUUCUCUUAAAUCUUCCAUUGAGCAAUACCUGAACAAUGGCACCCAACCGCUAAACCUGACUGCAGCCUUACAAGGUAUAGAGUUCCCUCAUUUAUUUAGACGUGACACCGACGUGAGCCUAUUUAACAAGGAUUUCACAUGUCUGACCUGUGAUGUUUUGGUCAAUCUUCUGCUAGUUCAGUUCUGGGCUGGAAUCGAUAAACAGACAUUAGCAAACGAAGUCAUAUUCAUUUGCACAGCUACGAAGAUUGAAGAUCAGGCUGUUUGUUCAGGACUCGUGCAGGAAAAUCUGGACAUAUUUGAGUAUAUAGCCAAAAACGACAAAAAAUUUAAUGGCCACAGAGUUUGCGGUCUGUUACUACAAAAGUUUGACUGUUAUCCAGACAAAAGCGAUUGGAAAAUUUCCAUACCACCAAGGGGACACACAAAAAAGAAGGCUGUAAGUACAGAUACUUUCAACAUACUUCACAUCACAGACAUUCAUUUGGAUCCAAGGUAUACUGAAGGCAAAAAAGUUGACUGUGGAGAGCCUCUUUGUUGUCAAGAUGAUCAGAAGACUGCUGACGUAGGAGAUAGACCAUGUGGUUAUUGGUCUGAGUACCUCCAUGUCGAUACACCAGUACAUCUAUUAGAAGAAGUAAUAGCACAAAGCGGUGUCCAUGACUUUGAUUACGUUUACAUGACAGGUGACUUGGUGAGUCACCGGGUUUGGGAAACUAGCAUCGAAGGGAAUACAGAAACCAUCACAAGGACAUAUGAUUUACUUUUGCAAAAUUACCACGUCCCAAUAUUUCCAGUACUAGGGAACCAUGAGGCGCAUCCAGUCAACCAAUAUUCUGAAAUUGGUGAGGAAUCAUCAUUCUCAAUGCAAUGGCUGUUCAGUCUGUUUGCAAAAAAAUGGUCUAAACGAGUUAGUGGUGAAGACACUAUCAUGAAAGGCGGAUUUUACACAGUAUCUCCAAGAAAGGGUUUCAGAAUUGUUUCACUAAACAAUAAUGUCUGCUAUUCAUCAAAUUGGUGGCUGCUCUUAAACGACAACGAUCCAUACGAUCAACUAAAGUGGCUAGUGGAAGUGUUGCUAAAAGCAGAGGAAAAUGAUGAAGUUGUGCAUUUGUUGGGUCAUGUACCGCCUGGAGCUGAUUGCCAUAAACCAUGGAGUAGAGAAUUCAACCGCAUCAUUGAAAGAUUCUCACACAUUGUAGCAGCCCAGUUCUACGGUCACACUCACAUGGAUGAGUUCUACAUACAUUACAACAGCUCAAACGAACUUGAAGCAAUUGGAGUUGGAUUCAAUGGAGCAUCCGUCAAUACUGACCUUUCUAAUCCUAGUUAUAAAAUUUACACCGUAGAUAGCAUAGCAUAUAACGUCGUUGAUAUGUUCCAGUACACAUUCAACCUCACUUUAGCAAACGAGGAUCCAGUAGCAGAUCCGCAAUGGUACACUCAAUAUUCUUUCAAAAGCGCUUAUGGUCUGAGUAGCAUGCAGCCUAUGGAUAUGGAUGCAUUAGUUAUCAGAAUGGCCAGGAACCAUUCGUUACUGGAUCAGCAGUUCAGGUAUACGUACAGGGACAGUGAUUGGGCAUACCAAAGAGGCUGUGAUCACACGUGUCGAAAAAAGCUGUUGUGUACAAUGGUUACAACUGAUGCUUCCAGGACAACAAAAUGCAAAAGUAUAUUAGGAAUAUAUGAUGACAACGUUUAACCGUAUGAAGACUUUAUGAGCAAGAUUGAAGGAAUAGUUUUAUUAGUAUUACUUUGCAUUAUCAAUAAACGGCUGUUAUUUUAUUGUAUA